AUGGAUAAGGGAAAAGAGUUCAGCAAGAACUAUCGUUCUUUAAAGAAGAACAAUUUUGAACCUAACAUUCGCACCAAAGACUACAACAGCUGCGAAGAAUCGUUUCAAUCCUUGGGUAAUGGCGUGCCUUUUGACCGCAAAAGAGCUGCGUUUCACCGUGAUGAGAGGGGCGACUAUGAUGAAGUAAACUGCGCAAAGCUAACAAAAAGAGCGCGAAUAUUGAACCAAGAAGCGUUCUCAAACGCUAUCAGAAACUCAGAAAUGUUUCGCACUGGUUAUCUGUAUCUUGACGCAAAGUUUCGUGCCCUGUCCUCCGCGGGCGGGCGAUAUGUUUGCUCUUCGCGGCCUUCGAAAGUGUUAAACGAUGACUCGCAAGCAUCAGAUCUUCCGUUUCCAGAACAGUACACACCAGGCGAACAUUCCGACAUGCCCACCGCAUUAGGAAACUUUGAUUUAAUGAACACCCUGAAGACUACGCAAGAAUUCAGCGCCGGGGAACGAGAGAGGGAUUUAAAAAGAGCAAGCGAUUUUGGAGAGCCUGGUGACCAAAACGAGGACGAGCCGUUGGGCAAGAAUAACAAGGAGUCCAACAACGUAAGCCAAAAAGACGACGAGAGAGCGAGUUACUGGGAACGCAGAAGACGCAAUAAUGCAUCAGCGAAAAAGUCGCGAGAUGCCAGAAAAGCGCGGGAAAUACAAACCCAGUUAAAAGUUGAUCUACUUGAAAAGGAAAACACGAGAUUACUUGCGGAACUCCUCGCUAUUCAGCAUGAAAACCUGUGUCUGCGAAGGGUAUUAGGCAUUAAAAUGUAA
Messenger RNA from Porites evermanni, 813 nucleotides. Lineage: Eukaryota; Metazoa; Cnidaria; Anthozoa; Scleractinia; Poritidae. The record is from the annotation of a GenBank genome assembly.